Aspergillus mulundensis is the source of this 1335-nucleotide messenger RNA. It is a transcript of the gene pgxB, whose product is annotated as putative extracellular exo-polygalacturonase. Gene Ontology annotation, biological process: carbohydrate metabolic process. Bases 1 to 1335 code for a protein of 444 amino acids. Gene Ontology annotation, molecular function: polygalacturonase activity. The transcript is spliced from 5 exons. The record is from RefSeq and is a predicted model, not a curated record. Lineage: Eukaryota; Fungi; Ascomycota; Eurotiomycetes; Eurotiales; Aspergillaceae.
AUGAAAUUGAACUUCUUCCCUCUCGUCGCGCUCUGCGCAACCACCGCCAGCAGUCUUGCUUUCGAUUCGUUCGCUAGCCAACCAGCAGGCGCAAACGUAUACUCCGUCAAGGAUGUAGCGGAGCUCAGAAGAAUCGGCGCACACAACCAUCCAAAGCACCAUGACCGACGGACGGUGACAAUACGCCACUCACACAACGAUACUGACGACAUCUCAGCUGACUUUCUCUGGGGCUUGCGUCGCGCGAAUCAUGGUGGACGGUUGCUUCUGAAGAAGGGGAAGAAGUAUGUUAUUGGGCGGAAGCUUGAUCUCACAUUUUUGGAUAAUGUCGAGGUGCAGCUAGACGGGGAGUUGAAGUUUACCGACGACGUAGAGUACUGGCAAGAAAACAACUUUUACUAUGACUUCCAGAAGUCGAUUUCCUUUUGGCGAUGGGGAGGCCGCGAUGUCAGCAUUUUUGGAAGCGGGACGCUGAAUGGGAAUGGACAGCGGUGGUAUAAUGAAUUUGCUGGGCAGGAGAUUCUGGAUCCUGACAACACGUACUACCGACCCAUCCUCUUCGUGGCGGAAAACGCAACGCGUCUCUCCGUGGAAGGCAUCACGGAGCUCAACUCGCCAUGCUGGACGAACUUCCUCGUUGACAGCAAGGAUAUUUCGUUCGAUGGCGUCUUCAUCAAUGCCUAUUCAACGAACGCCUCGGCUGAACCGAAGAACACCGACGGGUUCGACUCACUCAGAGUGAACGGGCUGUCCGUUACCAACUCCCGCGUUGACAUCGGUGACGACUGCUUCUCUCCCAAACCCAACACCACCAACAUCUUCGUGCAAAACCUGUGGUGUAAUAACACCCAUGGCGUUUCCAUGGGAAGUAUCGGGCAGUACCCUGGCGUCGUGGAUAUCAUCGAGCAUGCGUACAUCGAGAAUGUCACGCUCCUCAAUGGCGAGAACGGCGCGCGUCUUAAAGCUUGGGCCGGCGAAGGAGUCGGCUUGGGGAGGAUCAACAACAUCACGUACAAGAACAUCCACGUGGAGAACACCGAUUACCCCGUCGUUUUAGACUCAUGCUACUUCAACAUCGCGGCAGACGAGUGCGCGGCCUACCCGUCGCAGGUCAAUGUGACGGACAUCACAUUCGAGAAUGUGUAUGGGACAUCGUCGGGUGCUGAGGGGGAUGUUGUUGCUGAGAUUAUCUGUUCGCCAAAUGCGGUCUGUGAGGGCAUCGCACUGAAAGAUAUCCAUGUCAAAACGCCAGAGGGACAAGAGGGUAUUGUUGUGUGUGAAGGGGUCUCUGGGGGAGUUGGAGUCGAGUGUCAGGCUGCUUCAGAUUCUGAGUAG